Lytechinus variegatus (green sea urchin) is the source of this 1539-nucleotide messenger RNA. RefSeq names its product tetraspanin-11-like. NCBI's taxonomy places the organism in Eukaryota, Metazoa, Echinodermata, Echinoidea, Temnopleuroida, Toxopneustidae. The transcript has 8 exons. Bases 149 to 922 code for a protein of 257 amino acids. The record is from RefSeq and is a predicted model, not a curated record. Gene Ontology annotation, cellular component: membrane.
GGAGGGUGUGAGCAAUCACACACAGAUGCGUUCUAGUUGUCGUACUGUAAGGGUGGACAGUGGAUCAAGUCGUGCAUGUUUGUGGAUAGUAUAGUUGGAGAAUAUAUUUUUAUCAACCUCUUGAAGGAGACACCAAAUCAGAACCAUCAUGGCUGACCUGAAGAAGAAGCUUUCGUGGGGUGGUAACUUCUGCCGAGGAUUCCUCUGCUGUUUCAACUUCCUUUUCUUGCUUGGAGGUAUCAUCCUAAUGGCUCUUGGUAUCUGGGUUCUUGUUGACACUGACUCGAAGCAUCUUACCGCCAUCCUGACGGACAACCUCCACCACACCGCGGCCUACAUUUUCCUCAUCGCUGGCAUCAUCGUCAUGGUCGUGUCGGUGUUUGGAUUCUGCGGAGCUAAGAUGGAAAGCAAGUGCUGUCUGGGAAUGUAUGUUUUCUUCUUGGUUGUUAUUUUCAUCAUUGAGCUUGCUGCUGGUUGUGUCGCCCUCUAUUUCUACGUAAAGACUGAUGUUGAAAAUGACCUGACUAAAACAUUGAAGGAUAACUACGGAGGAAACAGCACUGCAGACGAAAGCAUUACAAGUUCAUGGGAUUUCAUCCAGAAAACAUUUGACUGUUGUGGAGUAAAGGGUAAUGCCAGUGAAGCCGUUCGCAUGUAUGGGAUGAGUACAUGGUAUGCCAAUCAGACGGGUACACCCAAAGACAUUGUUCCAGUGUCUUGCUGUAAAAACGAAGAAAUGGCCGAUGCUUGCCAGCAUGCCACCGGCAGCUAUGCCACCUACAUCCAUGACCAGGGCUGUUCUGAGGGUGUAAAGGGCAAGGUUGCUGAAUACGGGACCGUUCUUGGAGUUAUCGGAAUCAUCGUCGCCGUCAUCCAACUGAUGGGAAUGAUCUGUGCACUCUGCCUCUGCAAGCGUCUGUAAGGAUGCAGCGCCCUCUUGAGUUCAAUCUCCUGUAAUCUAGGUCUUUCUCCUGUCUUUGGGAAUGUUGAGAAGCAAUAUAUCUAUGAUUCUACCUGCAAGUUAACGUCAAUAUGAAGGCAAUUCGAUCCCCGAAUGGAGGCCUCUUGAAUUGCCUGAUGAAAAUAAAUCUUUAGUUUGCAUUGUACAGCUCCAAAAAAUAUUCAUUGAUACUUGGCCGUUUAAUACAAUUGGAAAAUGCCUGGUUAGAUACGUUUGAAGGUGUCUCACACUGUGUACAGACAGUGAAAUGUUCAUCACUUAAACCUUCAUCAGAUAUUGACUAUCAAAGCUAGAAGGGCCUUAACUCAUGGAUUUAACUCAGUUAACACCCUUCUUGCUCUGGGGACACAGUAUCCUUCUCUGCUUCUAUCUGUUCCAAGAUCAAUUUAUCUUCAUUUUUGUUGUGAUAUCAUCUCUUUGGAAAGAGACAACCAUUAUUUACUGCCAAAAGGGCAGUAUUACUACGUUGAAAGAAUUGAUUAACGUCCAUCUAGUUCCAAGAAGAUGAUAUUUACCUAAUACAUUUCCUAAGUGGACUAUUCACUUUGACUUUCAGUGAAUGUUUGCUUCUUUUAAUG